AUGAGGCUACGAAAACAAACACAUCAGAGCAUCUGGCCGUCGCCCAGACCGCCGCCCAGUCUCCGAACAUGGCUUGCAAUAUCCUCCAUCCUCGCAAUCGCACUCUUCUCCUCGCCCGUUGAUGCCGCCCUGCCCACCGCGCCCGCCGACCGGCCGAAUAACCCGAGAUGCGCCCAGGCAUGCAUGGCCACCAUGCGGAUGGUCCAGUUCACCGAUGAGGACCCCUCAUUAGGGUUCCAGGGCCGGGUGUGUGGUGGCAGCAGGCUAAGGACCUCGUAUUAUCUGUGCAUGCGGACGUACUGCACGCCGAGCGAGGGGGACGAUGGUGCCGACGAGGUGAAGAAGACAUGCCGAGAGGUGCUGGCCGGUGAAGAGGUCCCUGGGAUGGAGAGCGUGGCCGGCUAUACAGACGAGGGGGUAGAGAACUUGCCCAAGUUUGGGAGGAUGGGGUUUGAGGGGGCAGACGGCAAGCUGGACAUGGUUGUGGUGCCUGACGCGACCUUCUUCGGGUUGUGGUUCGAUACGCUGGAGGCGUCACAUUAUAUCAACGGGAAUCACCAUGCGUAUGGCUGGGCCAUGGGGUUCUUCUGGGCCGGCGUUGUGGCCGUCGGGAUGAUCAAUAAAGCCAUCGGCCUAUGCAUGAGGUCCGACAGGUUCAGCAUGCCUGCUGAGUCGGCGCCGUGGCGCUUGGUGAAGCGGACCAUUGGACUCCCUGCAACCUUUGGCGUCCGGCAUGCACAGAGCUACGGCAUCUGGGCAACGGUGCCGCCGCGUAUCGAGUCCAUCACGAUUGCUCUCUUUGUGUUGCUAAAUAUCGUCCUCAGUGUGAUUGGUUAUACUUUCUUCCCUGGGAAUAUGUACUAUCCAAAUGUUAGAGAUCAGGUGCUGAGAUGGGUAGCCGACCGUACGGGAAUCAUCUCGUUUGCCAACUUCCCGCUAAUCUGGCUCUUCGGGAUGCGGAACAACCUCAUUCUCUGGCUCACGGGAUGGGACUUUGCGACCUUUAACAACUUCCAUCGAUGGGUCGCUCGUGUAGCGACCGUGCAGGCCAUCAUCCACUCGAUCCUUUACACUAUGCUCAUCUUUUACACUGGAGGAUGGCGAUACUUCCUUGCUUGGUGGACGCAAUUAUUUUGGUGGACUGGCGAAAUCGCCACUAUAGCCUUGAGUGCCCUGAUGGGUUUCUCAUUUUACUGGCUGCGUAGGAAGCAGUACGAGUUCUUCUUAUUCAUGCAUAUCGUUCUUUCCAUCGUAGUGCUGGUCACCAUGCUUGGUCAUGUAUCAAUCUUCGAAGGAGAAUACGACGCCCUGGUAUGGGUCCCAGUGAUCAUUUGGAUUCUCGAUCGCGUGAUGCGAACAGGCCGCAUCCUGGUCUUCAACGCCCGAUUCUGGAAUACCCGUGCCCAAGCCACGUUCAACGACGUCACCAAUAUGGUCCGCCUCGAGGUGCCAUGCUCUACGAGCGCCUACAAGGCGAAGCCAGGCACAUACUACUUUCUCAUGGUGCUGAAUAGCUAUCAGUUCUGGGAGAGCCACCCGUUCACCGUGGCGACGACGACAUCACACGACGGAGGCGAGAAGGACGACGACAACAUGGGAGAGGGGGCGCCGCUGCUCGAGAAUAGUGACGACGAGUCUCCCGACGCACCCAACACCCCAUCAGCUACCGGGACCAUGACGCCCAGUAUUUCAGCAUCGGGGGACACCAUGACGUUCCUCAUUAGACCGUACGACAGCUUCACGGCGCGACUACGGGAUGCUGCGGCAGCGGCAUGGCCCAAGCCCGCGACCGUUCGCGUGGCAGUUGAGGGCCCGUACGGACACACUCAGCCCCUCCAUCGGUUCGACCAUGUAUUGUUCAUCGUCGGCGGUAGCGGGGUAGUUGUGCCGCUUUCAUAUCUUCAUCGACUGAGGGAGGAGACGCCGCGACCGAAGACGGUGCACAUCCACUGGACGGUGAGGGAGCCGGCGCUGGCAGAGGAGGUGCUGCGUCGAGACUUUGCAGAGGCGCUCGGCGGGGAGGGAGACCAGCUGAGGCUGGACGUGUAUCUGACGUCGAGCGGCGCUAACGAGGUGCAGACGCUCAUGGGCGGCCGCUCGGCUGGCAGCAGUCGUCGCGCGGUCGCUGGAGGAGCUGAGGGGGAGGAGGCUGAAGACAAGGUGGUGCAGUACCAUCACGGCCGAGCCGAUGUGCGCAGGGUGAUGGUGGGGGAAUGCGAGAAUGCGACGGGCAGCAGCUUGGCCGUCAUUUCGUGUGGCCCGAGCGCGAUGCAGGACGGAGCCAGACAGGCGGUGGUCCAGGCCAUGGGCGUACCCGCUAACAGCUCGCUGCGGAUAGAGUACUUUGAGGAGAGCUUCACGUGGUGA
Molecule: messenger RNA, 2367 nt
Organism: Clonostachys solani
Lineage: Eukaryota; Fungi; Ascomycota; Sordariomycetes; Hypocreales; Bionectriaceae
Source: the annotation of a GenBank genome assembly